Lycium ferocissimum is the source of this 2045-nucleotide messenger RNA. RefSeq names its product E3 ubiquitin protein ligase DRIP2-like. The transcript is spliced from 7 exons. The record is from RefSeq and is a predicted model, not a curated record. Gene Ontology annotation, molecular function: ubiquitin-protein transferase activity. Lineage: Eukaryota; Viridiplantae; Streptophyta; Magnoliopsida; Solanales; Solanaceae. The coding region runs from base 388 to 1680 and encodes 430 amino acids.
GCAAUUCUCCCCAACCCCACCCCAAGCAAAACACCCUCGAUUUCGACUCCCAAACCCAAUACACACACAAACGCUGUUAUAAGUACAUAGCAACAACAAGAAAGAGAUCAUCCAACACGUUCCCUUUACCCCAAAACCCAAACCCAAAUCCAACCCUUUUAAUUUCCUCACAAAUCUCAGAUUCAACACUCUCUAAUCCAUUUUCCUUUUCUAUUAAUCAUUCACUUGUCUCCGAUAAUUACAACUCCCGUUUCUGGGUUUAAUGCAGAUAUAAAUAGCCAUGGAAUGAACGUAAAUUCCAUUUUACCAUGUACCCUUUCUAGCAUGCACCACUUCACUACGUGGAUUAUAAUUAAACUCAAAUACUCUUAUUAAGCUAGUAUAUAUAUGUCGAAUCAAGUAGUGAAAGUGAGGAAAAAUACAAUUGCGGCAUGCAUGACAUGUCCUCUUUGCAAUAAACUCUUUAGAGAUGCAACUACUAUUUCCGAAUGUCUACAUACCUUUUGCAGGAAAUGCAUCUACAAGAAGCUGUCUGAUGAAGAAACGGAAUGCUGUCCAAUUUGCAAUAUUGACUUAGGCUGUGUUCCUUUAGAGAAAUUGAGGCCAGAUCAUAAUCUGCAAGAUGUGAGAGCAAAGGUAUUCCCUUAUAAGAGGCGAAAGGUGAACGCACCUGAAAUUGUGCCUUCAGUUGCAUUGCCAAUAAGGAGAAAGGAGAGAUCGCUGUCGUCACUUGUGGUCAGCACUCCAAGAGUAUCUGCACAAACUGGAAUGACAGGAAGAAGAUCAAAAUCGGUGGCAAGAAAAACAUUACGGGGUUCCGCCUUUUCAAUCGAGAAACCUCUCAAGAAAGAAGAAGGUUCUGGAGAAGAUCAGCUGGAUAGCUCCAGCUCACCCGAGACUUUGAACAAGUUCACUCAGAACAUAAGGCUGAAUUCUUCUAGUGCUGAGCCUUCUAUCCAUCCUACACCUGAUAAAGAAACAGAAAAUGGCAGUGAACAGUGGGAAGGCAAAGUUGAUUUGUGGAAACCUUUAAAUUGUUUGGUGGAAGCAGCAAACAGGAGCAAAUCUUCGAGGUUUACCUCACAGGGUUCUACGGCUAAGUCAGAAGGUCUGCAUUCCCAUGACCGUGAGGGUCAUGUCCGUAAAACUAAAGUCAAAGAACAUGGACAGAAAUUGAAGAUCAAGGAUGGUCAUAAUGGUGAUCCUGCUCCACCAGAAUUUGAUAAACCUAAGAAGUCGCGUAGAAUUCGCCAAAAAAAGGCAUCAGCUUUUGGAGAGUUUAAUAUCUCACCGCAAACUGUACUGGAUGCAACCACUUCCAGAUGUGAAAGGAGAAUCUAUCCAAUAUGGUUCUCAUUGGUGGCCUCGGAAGACCAGGAGGGAGAUGUACCCUUGCCACAGAUUUCUGCAAGUUACUUGAGAAUAAAGGAUGGUAAUAUUCCAGUUUCCUUCAUCGAAAAAUACCUGACACGGAAGUUGGAUCUUAAGAGCGAAGACGAGGUUGAGAUUAGAUGUAUGGGACAAUCAAUAGCCCCCAGUUUACCACUGAACAGUUUGGUUGAUAUGUGGCUUCAAACUACCACAUCCGAAAAAAUGCCAGUAAUUAUUGGUUCAUCAGCAAAGGAUUUUGUCAUGGUGUUGGCUUAUGCUCGAAAGGUCCCACGCGUUCCAGCUUCUUGAGUUAUUAUCACUACAUUCAUAUACUUGAUAAACUAUACGAGAGCUAGUCAUGUGUUGAAGUAGCAGGCCAAAAUUGCUGUACCACUGCGCCUCAGAUGGGCAUAUGGUGAGACUGUAGAAGUGGAAGUUGUUUUCAACAGCCUCCACUAGAAUUUGUGCAGAUAAGCAGGAAACGAGGAAUGAGAUAAUGAAGAUUAUGAGUUUUCACAGGAAUACUGCAAUUCGAGUUCACCUAUUCUGGCUUGUAAAUUGAGAUACCAUGUUCUCUAGUUCACUCUCUUUCUGCAUUGUGUUGUAUGCUUGUACCAUACCCUGUACUCAUACUGCGUGAAUUUUGAUAAUGUUUUACUUCAUCGGACCUUAAA